Molecule: messenger RNA, 417 nt
Organism: Diuraphis noxia (Russian wheat aphid)
Lineage: Eukaryota; Metazoa; Arthropoda; Insecta; Hemiptera; Aphididae
Source: RefSeq, a predicted model, not a curated record
AUGGGUUUGAUCUUCCAUAUUAUGUAUAGUCAUAUAACUACUGAAAAUAAUAUUAAAAAGAGAGUACGCCAUUCAGAGGAUUUAGUAAUGACAGUUUCAUCUGCGAUAAAAGAAUUAAGUUGUAUAGGAGACUCAACUAACAGCAUCUCGUUAUUAUACUUCAUUAAAAGUUAUGGGAUAAGAACAACUGAGGUUAAUAAAUUUAAUGAUUUUAUUAUUGAAAACUGUGGGGCUAUUCAAUUCAUUGUUAAUUCCAAAACCAAUGUGCUUUCAAUAUAUACAGACGUUAACAAGAUCAUAGAAUUUAUAAAAAUACAAAAAUGUGAAGAAGAUAUUAUACAAGGAAAUAUUUAUAACUUAGCAUCUAAUUUAGUAUCUUUAAAUUUUAAUAAAAAAUUAGGGCGAAAAAAAUUAGGA